GAGAAGAAGAAAGAAGCCGAGGGUCUCCUGCGCGGGGUCCGCCUGACCGGCCGCGCCGGGUCUGUCCGCAGGGUGCCCCGCAGCUGCCGCGCUCCGCCGUGCCCUGCCGAGGAGCCGCGGGGCGUCGCCGGCCUCCAGCGGGGGUUCCAUGAGUCGCGGGCGGGCAGCCCCGGCAGCGCCCCUCGCCCGCUGCUGUCCCGGCUCCGGCGGCGGCCCGCGGAGGCGGUGAGAUGGGGGGAAGCCUGGGCUGCCACCGCUCCAUCCCCCGCGACCCGGCGGACCUGUGCCACAGCCGCAAGUUCAGCGCGGCGUGUAACUUCAGCAACAUCCUCGUCAACCAGGAGAGGCUCAACAUUAACACGGCCACGGAGGAGGAGCUGAUGACCCUCCCCGGGGUCACCCGGGUAGUGGCUCAGAACAUCGUGGAGUACCGGGAGUACAUCGGUGGCUUCAAGAAGGUGGAGGACCUGGCGCUGGUGAGCGGGGUGGGGGCGGCCAAGCUGGAGCAGGUGAAGUUCGAGAUCUGCGUGAGCAGCAAGGGCAGCUCGGCGCAGCACUCGCCCAGCUCCCUGCGCAAGGACCUGGCCUCCGAGCACCACCUCUCCGCCACCAAGAUCAACAUCAACACCGCCACCCCGGCCCAGCUCAUGAGCAUCCGCGGCGUCACCGAGAAGAUCGCCAACAGCAUCGUGGACUACCGCAAAGAGCACGGCCCCUUCAAAAGUAUCGAGGACCUGGUGAAGAUGGACUGCAUCAAUUCCUCCUUUCUGGACAAAAUCAGGCAUCAGAUCUUUGCAGAGAGGUCCCGGCCUCCUUCCACCAACACCAACGGUGGCCUCAACUUCACUGCUAAGCCUCACCCCAGCCCCACUUCUCUGAGCCUCCAGAGUGAGGACUUGGACUUUCCUCCUGGUGGUCCGACCCAGCUCAUAUCCACUCGCCCCUCUGUGGAGAUGUUUGGUGGGGUGAGAGACGGAAGACCUGUCCUGAGGGUGGCUACCUGGAACCUGCAGAGCUGCUCGGUGGAGAAAGCCAACAACCCAGGCGUGCGGGAGGUGGUGUGCAUGACGCUGCUGGAGAACAGUAUCAAGCUUUUGGCUGUGCAGGAGCUGGUCGAUAGAGAAGCCCUGGAAAAGUUUUGUAUGGAGCUGAACCAGCCGACGCUGCCGAACAUCCGCAGGUGGAAGGGCUUGAGGGGAUGCUGGAAGGGUGUUGUCUCUGAGAACCUCUCAGGCCAGCUCCACAAGGGAGCUGAAUACUCUGGCUUCCUGUGGGAUACCACAGCUGGCAUUGAACUGAAAGAUGCUUCAUCUCAGGAGGCUGCCCAGACCAAUGGCAACGGGAGGCACUCAUACCCUCACCCAUACCUGGCACAUUUCAAGGUUGGUUUGAACGAUCUGACGCUGGUGAACCUGCACUUGGCCCUGCCGCCCUCGGCGGGGGACGGCGCCGGCAAGAGCCACGACAGCCACAAGCUGGCAGCCUUUGCACAGACUUUGCAGGAGACUCUCAAAGGAGAAAAAGAUGUGAUCAUCCUGGGAGACUUUAACCAGGCUCCAGACAGCAGCGACCAUGACAUCCUGAAGAAGGAGAAGUUCCAUCACCUGGUGCCUUCCAGCACCUUCACCAACAUCAGCACAAAGAACCCCCAGGGCUCCAAAUCCCUGGAUAACAUCUGGAUCAGCAGGAGCUUGAAGAAGGUUUUCACAGGCCACUGGGCUGUGGUGAGAGAAGGCCUGACGAACCCCUGGAUCCCUGACAACUGGUCCUGGGGGGGGGUGGCUUCAGACCACUGCCCUGUGCUGGCUGAAUUUUACCUGGAGAAGGAGUGGAGCAGGAAGGAGGUGCCGCGGAACGGGAACGGGCUGACGGUGGAGCGCAGCGACUGCCACGCCAGGCACGAGCGGUGACACCCAGGGGAGAGCUCCCCUGCUGCUCCCCGGGGGGCAGCUGCAGCCUCUGCCACACAGGCAUCAGCAGCACAGCAGGACUGGCUCCCCUCCCCCUCCUCCUCGCUCUCCUACCUGCACCUAGGGAGCAUCAGCCCUUGGUUUGGGUGGCAGCGGCUUGGUGCCCCUCCUGGACACUGGUGAGGGCUCUCAGGGCAGCACGGCAAGCUGCAGCUUGCUCUGAGGACAC
Molecule: messenger RNA, 2139 nt
Organism: Dryobates pubescens (Downy woodpecker)
Lineage: Eukaryota; Metazoa; Chordata; Aves; Piciformes; Picidae
Gene: EEPD1
Product: endonuclease/exonuclease/phosphatase family domain containing 1
Exons: 7
Coding region: 231-1910 (559 amino acids)
Biological process (GO): DNA repair
Cellular component (GO): plasma membrane
Molecular function (GO): DNA binding; catalytic activity
Source: RefSeq, a predicted model, not a curated record